AUGAUGGUCUCGACACACAAGCUGUCGCUUGUGAUCCUGUUGAUCAGUUUGGUCUCAUUUAGUCUUGGGGCCAAGCUGGAAGAGAAAGAUGACAAGCUUUCCGAGUUCUUUGAAGCUCGCGAAGGUCGUAAACUGAACGGAUCGCCUCAGCUGUAUUUCAACCAUUUGUCGCGUACUGAUGUUAGAGUUCAGGCUGGACAUACUGGUGCUAUCAGUGGACAUAUGCCUACAAACAGUGGACAUAUGCCUGUUCAUCCACCAACCAAUAGUGCCCACAUGCCGGUUCAUUCUCCAACCAACAGUGGACACAUGCCUGUCCAUAUGCCCACUAACAGUGCUCACAUGCCCGUUCAUGCACCAACUAACAGCGCUCACAUGCCCGUCCAUAUGCCUGUUCAUGUACCUGAUGACUGUGCCGACAGUGGCAAGGGUGGCAAGGGCAAGGGUGGCAAAGGAAGCAAGAAAUCAUGCAGCAAGAGUAACAAACGAAUGGGUAAAGGAAAGGGAAGUAGUAGUAGUAGUAGUAGUAGUAGUAGUGGUAAAGGAAGUGGAAAGGGAAAGGGAAGUGGUAAAGGAGGAGGCAAGGGCAUGGUUCACAUGCCAUCAAUGCAUCCAACUCCCCAUCCGACUCAUCCUCCAACGCACCCACCCACUCACCCACCCACUAUGGCUCACGUUCCCGCUGGAAAGGGUAAAGGUGGCAAAGGCAAGGGGGGAAGCAGUAGUAGUAGUAGCGGCAAAGGAGGAAAGGGCGGAAAAGGCAAGGGUGGAAGUAGUAGUAGUGGCAAGGGUGGAAAAGGAAAGGGAGGUCGCAUGUACCAAUCUGAUCACUAUGUCGCACCCGUUCACGGUAGAGCUGGCGUUGAUGAAGAGGAUACCCCCGAUUUGAACAUUGCUCGCCAAUCAAACAUUCACCCUCUAGAUGAUGGUGCUAAAUUUGAUGGUGAUGAGUACGAAAUGCCCGAACACCACUACAACUUUGGUCCUCGAGAUGCUGCUGAUGGAGACGAGGAUGAAGAUGAGUACGAAAUGCCCGAACAUCAUUACAACUUUGGACCUCGAGAUGCGGCUGACGGAGACGAGGAUGAAGAUGAGUACGUGAUGCCCGAACAUCAUCACAACUACGAUAAGAGUGAUGAAGCAGAUGCUGAUGCAGACGAGUACGAAAUGCCUGAACACCAUCACAACUUUCACCCUCUAGAUGAUACUGCCACCACAGCUACCUUUGAUGGUGAGGAUGAGUACGAAAUGCCUGAACAUCAUUACAACUAUGAAAAGGAUUCUGACGAGGAUGAAGAUGAGUACGUGAUGCCCGAGCAUCAUCACAACUACGAUAAGACUGAUGGAGUAGAUGCCGAUGCAGACGAGUACGAAAUGCCUGAACACCAUUACAACUUUCACCCUCUAGAUGAUACUGCCACUACAGCCACCUUUGAUGGCGAGGACGAGUACGAAAUGCCUGAACAUCAUUACAACUAUCACCCUCUUGAUGGUGACGACAGGAAAUAA
Messenger RNA from Cylindrotheca closterium, 1509 nucleotides. The record is from the annotation of a GenBank genome assembly. Lineage: Eukaryota; Bacillariophyta; Bacillariophyceae; Bacillariales; Bacillariaceae.